Messenger RNA from Tilletiopsis washingtonensis, 761 nucleotides. RefSeq lists its product as hypothetical. The record is from RefSeq and is a predicted model, not a curated record. The transcript has a single exon. The coding region runs from base 121 to 726 and encodes 201 amino acids. NCBI's taxonomy places the organism in Eukaryota, Fungi, Basidiomycota, Exobasidiomycetes, Entylomatales.
GGGCCGUCGUCCGCCGGAUGCGCCGCUCUGCUCGUCUGCUGAAACGCGCGCCGUGCCGCCAUCCCGCUGUGGCGCACCACCACGCGCGUCCCUCGUCUCAGGCGGCACCUCCGCAGCUGGAUGAAUCUGCAAUUCGAGGCAGCUGAUGAGCAGCCCGCAGCGGGCGCAUCCACUCGGCCCCGGCGCAAGAGCAGCACAGACGGCGCUUCCGCCACACCCCUGCGCUGCUGGACCCGUCUCACGCGUGUCCCUCCUCUGCUGCCAACCACCACACGCCAUGCAGCUGCAGCCGACGAGAUCUCCGCUCGCACGAGGGCACGUUCGCUCAUGCAUGAGGUAUCAACUCGAGUUGCUCCGCACGCGAACGCCUCCAACCACCACGUCGCUCUCUCACACGGCGACAUUUCCGACCAAGCCGCGGCCGAGCUGGCGCUUUUUUUUCGCUGCCGAUGCCGCCGGCACAGCGCCGCUCGUCCCGGCAGAGGCGCUCACAUCCCGGGUGUGCGAGGGCGGCAAGCAGCGGGCGUUCGCGGGGCCUGUCCCUGGGGCCUCCGCGGGCUCGCGCGUGGACCCUCGGCGCUGCCGCGCGCUUGCAGACCUUCUCAGCGAGGACUGGAGGGCCGAGCGAAGCUGUCAGACUUCAGGAUCGUCUCGCCUCGCACGGUCCCUCUGUGGGACAUGCCGAGUCGCCUGUCGCGGCAAGGACGGGAUGACGACGAGGUCUAGGCGUGGGACUUCGGCGAGCUAAAGCCGUCUCGCUU